Molecule: messenger RNA, 1926 nt
Organism: Talaromyces proteolyticus
Lineage: Eukaryota; Fungi; Ascomycota; Eurotiomycetes; Eurotiales; Trichocomaceae
Exons: 3
Coding region: 1-1926 (641 amino acids)
Source: RefSeq, a predicted model, not a curated record
AUGCCUCCUGGGAUUCGUGCCUCUGUUUCCAAAAGCGUCUUACGCUUUUGGGACAAUGGCACAAGUCUACCACAAAGGGUUUUUUUCUGUCCUUCGUGCUCGACAUGGAGACGAACGUUGACGACGACUCGAACGCGCAACGGGGUCAGUGACUUGCGACGACAGCACGACGCUUUCACGAGCAGGUUUAUCGGCAAGAAUAGCAGCGAUAUUGCACGCCGUUUAAUAUCGACAAACUCGCCCUUUGAAACCAACAGGACUGUCCCGGCGCGUUAUAGGGAUCUGUAUGCAUUGCUAGGAGAACUACAGCAAACGGCAGCGGAUCAAAUAAGUUUGAGUCGGCUUCAGCUUGCCCAACGGGGGCUGGAAUCAGAAAUCCCUGUGAUUCGUGUCGCCGUGCUUGGUUUAAAUGAUGCUUCUACGGCGCGUCAGCUGGUUCGACUGCUCUUGGCAGACCCCUUGACUGGAAAAGAACCCUGGGAGGACCUGAUAAACUCUCAUGGCUCUGAGGAAUCUCAGGGCUUGCUGAUUCGGUACGGAGAAGAGUCUGGCAUCAUCGACGACAGCGCCUGCCCUACGAUCUCUGUAUCCUCGCCACUCUUAAAGAAAGGAAAUAUUCAAAUUUUAGUCGGCAAAAUUGGCACAGGAAAUGAACCAGCCGGGGUCUCUAUCACCGAAGACACUCUCUUUGUUCCCACUAUUUCGAUUUCCACGCCGAACUCUGAAGUGCAGAGCGUAAUACAAUAUCCUGUUCAUAGGACUAUUAUAUGUGGUACGGGAACAGAUGGGCUUUUUGCCUACAGUGGAUUGCUUGGCCGUGCCAAUCUGGGCCUAACAGAACAGUUGGUUCACGGCGCGAUCGAGUUGAAAGAUAGUGGAAGAAUCUCUGGAGAGAGCAAAGUGACAUUUGUAGAUAUAGCAGUUGCGGAUGCUGCGCUGGCCAAAUUUCGAGAGUCUGUUCAGUAUGCAUCCGACUAUGAACGCGGCUGGACAGCUAGUGGAAUCCAGGAGAUCGUGAAUUGGUUAUCCAUGGCAGACGAUACAAAAAAUGGGAUAGUACUGGAUUUGGAGAUACUUGUACAGUCAUUACUAAAUACAGCCGAGGAAGGUCUGGUUGCUAAGGAGGCCAUGCGAAUCAAGGAGCAAGAAAUUACAACUGUUUCGGCAGAUACGCGUCAAAGUCUUGACCAGACGGUAUCUGCAUGGUCUGAGCGAGCUCACACAGAACUUCGCAAUUCCUUAGAGGAGGUAUUUACCAGUCAGCGCUGGCGGGGUCUCGCAUGGUGGAAGUUAUUCUGGCGUGUCGAUGAUGUAGGCGCGGUCGCAUCGGAGAUCCUGCAAACCGGAUACCUCAAACAGGCCGAGAAGGAGAUGAUCUGGACAGCUGGGCGGGUAAAACAGGCCGGGCUACUGAACAGGUCUCCGAACGCGGAAGAUUUUAUAAUACCGUCUUCGAGGGCGGAACCAGAGCAAAGCGCGGAAGCGACUGAAGUGAAAAAAGACGAUCCGUGGCCGAUGCAGAUUGCUGCUAGUCGAUUCAAAUUGAGUAGCUCAACAAUACCUUCCUUACAAGCGCUCUCACAAAACCUGGUACUUUUCAGCGCCUCGACUACAGGCUUAACCUCGGCACUGUCUGCGUUACUUUAUACAUCUUCAUCAACAGGCCUAUACGAAGCAUGUACAGUAGCAGCCGUAGGAUUGAUCUACUCGAUGCGUCGACAACAAUCCAAAUGGGAGAAGGCCAGGUCUUUUUGGGAAGAAGAAGUCCGAGAGACUGGUCGAACGGCUUUGAUUGAGACUGAAGAAGUUUUACGCAAGUCAGUUCGAGAUGGCCCUAGCCGGGAAAGGGAGGAGCUGCCUGAAACGCGGGCAAGGCUAAUUAUUGAAAGAGCUAGAAAAGCGCUUGAAGAUGUCAAGCGAGGAUAA